Leptinotarsa decemlineata (Colorado potato beetle) is the source of this 3794-nucleotide messenger RNA. RefSeq names its product intraflagellar transport protein Oseg4 (gene Oseg4). The record is from RefSeq and is a predicted model, not a curated record. Gene Ontology annotation, biological process: non-motile cilium assembly; intraciliary retrograde transport; protein localization to cilium. Gene Ontology annotation, molecular function: protein binding. Lineage: Eukaryota; Metazoa; Arthropoda; Insecta; Coleoptera; Chrysomelidae. Gene Ontology annotation, cellular component: intraciliary transport particle A; non-motile cilium.
CCGGAACUGUCACUGUCAUCCCAUGGCAACAACAAUUCAAACUCAAAACAAAGUUAUACACAAUGAAAAAUAAACAUAUUUCUGAAUUAAACUCCUUGGAAUAAAAUGAGAAGCUAACAGGAUUCCAUCAAAAUGUUCAUCUACCUGAGUAAAAAGAUCGCUAUACCCAACAAUACGAGAAUCAACGCGAUCGCUUGGAACAAACUAGACGGGUAUAUCGCGGUAGGAGGAGAAAACGGAUUACUUAAAGUGCUCAAGCUAGAAUCCCCGAACGAUAACGACGGGGGCACGAAAAAUCGGGGGCUCGCCGUGACCAGCAACCUGUCGAUGAAUCAAACUUUGGAGGGACACUCUGAAAACAUACAAGUACUGAUUUGGAACGAGCUGCACAAAAAAUUAACGACUAGCGACGAGAAUGGGGUGAUAAUCGUCUGGAUGCUAUAUAAAGGGUCCUGGUACGAGGAAAUGAUCAAUAACCGGAAGAAAUCCACAGUGGUCGGGAUGGCUUGGAGCUCGGAUGGCCAGAAAAUAUGUAUAAUAUACGAGGAUGGUGCAGUGAUCGUUGGAUGCGUCGGAGGAAAUAGGAUAUGGGGCAAGGAACUGAAACAAGUUUCCCUGUCUGGAGUGCAAUGGUCUCCAGACGGAAAGCUGCUGCUGUUUGCCCUAAAAAACGGUCAGGUUCACUUGUACGACAACCAGGGCAACUUCGUGAUGCGCAUCGCCAUCCUUUGCCACGACUCCAAUUUCGAUUCGAUCCCGAUCGUGGGGCUGGACUGGUACAACGGUACGAAUGGGAACACACAAGCCGAUUUGCCUAAUCUAGCCAUUGCCUUCGAGAAUGGCAAGGCUCAGCUGAUGCGCAACGAGAGCGACACCAAUCCUGUUGUAUUAAACACCAGAAUGUUUGCGGUUCACUGUUCCUGGAACCACAACGGGUCCUUGAUGGCCAUUUGCGGGAAGCAAUUUGUGGAGGAAAAGGAGGUUAAUUUAGUGCAGUUCUAUAACGCAGCGGGGCAGCACCUGCGUACCUUGAAAGUACCAGGAAAUUCGAUAAGUUGCUGCGUCUGGGAGGGGGGUUCUCUGAGGGUGGCCCUCGCCGUAGAUUCUUUUGUGUACUUUGCCAACAUAAGGCCGGACUACAAGUGGUGUUACUUCAAGAAAACUGUUGUGUUUGCAUCCGGCAGGCAGCACAAGCCUGGGAUUUGUCUCUCGUUCUGGGAUACUGCAAGCAACCAGUGUCACACUCUGUGGGUUGCCGAGUUGCUAGCUUUGGCGGCGUACGGGGAUUUUUGCGUAGCCGCAGUCAGGUCUGAGGCUAACGACACUCUAGGGAAGUACGUGCUGAUGCUUUACAACACUUUGGGUACUCCUGUGGACGGGAAGUACGUGAAUAUUGAACCGAUUGGUGUUACUAUGAAUUCCCAUCAAGUAUUUGUUGCGUCAAAGAACAACUUUAUCGUAUGGCACUACAAGACUCCAAAAUCUAUAACUACAGGCAGCGCCAGAUGGAGGAUGUUCCAUAUCGACGACAACCCCACCGGGGCUGUAGAAAUCAUUCAGGAAUUUGACAGUGGUUCCACGUUUCCAGUUGUAACUCACGAUACUGUAGACCCGGUUUCCUGCCUAGUCUCUAGCGACAAGUGCCUCGUCGUGGGUAGAGACUCGGGCCUCAUUCAGUACUAUGCUCUGCCCCACGUGGUGCUCUCAAACAGGUACAAGAUCGCCACGAGGCCCCACAAGAUGGCAGUCAACUGCAAUUCAACAAGGUUGUCCAUUAUCGAUGUUUCUGGAGUGAUGACUGUGCUGGACAUUUCGGAGGGCGUGGGGCGCCCUACCACCGCAGCCGAAGGGGCUAGGCUAGAACGCAAGGAUGUGUGGUGUAUGCGCUGGGCCUCGGACAAUCCCCAGCUGUUGGCCAUCAUGGAGAAGACGAGGAUGUACAUAUUCAAAGGGGUGUACCCCGAGGAACCAGUUGCUUGUUCCGGGUACAUCUGCAGCUUCAACGACUUGGAGAUCAGGGCGGUGCUGCUUGAUGAGGUGAUGGCUUCACCAGAGAAGCCCAGCAAGGACCAUCUGAUCAACUUGGAGGUUAAGGCCUUGCGGGAUACGAGGCAAUUGCUGGAGAAAGUGGGGAUCAGUGAAGCUUGUCAAUUUGUCGAAGACAACAGACACCCCAGGUUGUGGCGGUUGGUGGCAGAGGCAGCUCUGAAGGAGAUGAAUCUUGCAGUGGCGGACGCGUGUUUCGUCAGAUCGAAGGAUUAUGCCAAGGUGCUCUUUGUAAAGAAGCUGGGGGAUAUCAGCAGCGAAGCUAUUCGUCGAGCCAGGGUUGCUACGUACUUUAAAAACUUUGACGAGGCCGAGAAGAUUUACAUGGAGGCGGAUAGGGCUGAUUUAGCUCUGAACUUACGCCAAACACUCGGAGAUUGGUUUAGGGUAAUACAGAUCCUGAAGAAUGGCGUUACGGCUCCGGAUCACCUUUUGAAAACCGCCUACAACUCCACUGCGGAUUAUUUUGCCCAUUUCAACAACUGGGCUUCUGCCGUGGAGUAUUAUGAGCUUGGCAAGAACACCCCCAAGGUCGUGGAGUGCUACCACCGCUUGGAGGACUGGAAGAGUCUGGAAUCCAUUAUAGACACUCUUCCGGAAGGUGACCCCCUCUUGGAGACUAUAGGGGACAUGUUUGCUGCCAGCGCAGUGCACAACGAAGCUGUCAAGGCUUACGUCAAACUCGGAAAAAUCAAAUCCGCUAUAAACCUGUGCAUCCUACACAAUCGCUGGGACGUAGCCAUCGACCUGGCGAAAAAGUACAACAUUUCGAAAAUCUCUGACCUCCUCACAAAGUACACCUCUCACCUAGUAGACCAAGAUCAGAUCAUGAACGCUAUCCAAAUGAACAUCCAAGCCAAGUACUAUCUGAAUGCCGCGGAACACGCUUUCAAACUGGCUGACCAAGAAGCUCGUAAGCCUGGCAAGAGCUUGUUGCGAGUGAAAAAGCACUACGUGUACGGCGCCAAAUUGGUCGAGUUACAUAAGUCCUCAGAUUCCAACGACUGGCAAGACUCUAGCUACCUUAUAGAAAAUGCCUGGAAAGGGGCCGAAGCAUACCACUACUACAUGCUGGCGCAGAGACAUCUACACUCGGGCAAGCUUCACGAUGCUCUGUGUGUGGCUUAUAAGUUGCAGGAUUAUGGUGAUUACAUCCCGGAAGGGGAUAUCUACGCUCUGCUAACAUUGGCUGCUUGCCUGGACAAAUCUUUCGGGAUAUGCUCGAAGGCUUUGAUGAAGCUCAAGAGCUUGGAAAAUCUAUCUGUGCAAGAAAGAAACCAGUAUGAAAAGCUGGCUUGGGAUGUGUUCAGGAAGAACGAGCCGGUGAACACAAAGACUAAGAUGGUCACGUGUGACAAUUGCAGCAAUUCCAUUCAAGAUUGGAACGUGGUUUGUCCACACUGUAAGAUUCAUUUCCCGACUUGCGUGGCGUCGGGCCAGUCGAUUUUGGGGGGCGAAGCCAUUUGGUUUUGCAAGAGCUGUCGCCAUCCUGCUUACGAGAAGAAGAUGUCGUUUCAGAAUGCGUGUCCAUUGUGUCACGCUAAAAAUGAUAAGCAAUAGAUACUAGUUGUGAAAUUACUAUCUACUAAUCUACUCCGUCCACUUAGAUAUUGUUUAUUGACUUAGUCCGUCCAUUUAGAUUUAGUUCCUAUGUUUAUAACAUUCACUUUGAAUUGUUUACUUCAUAACCAUAUAUUUGUAUGUUGAAAAACGAAUUGUUCAAUAUUGAUAUAAACUUUUUAAGUAUG